Messenger RNA from Parasteatoda tepidariorum (common house spider), 429 nucleotides. RefSeq names its product golgin subfamily A member 7. Lineage: Eukaryota; Metazoa; Arthropoda; Arachnida; Araneae; Theridiidae. Gene Ontology annotation, cellular component: palmitoyltransferase complex. Gene Ontology annotation, biological process: protein targeting to membrane; peptidyl-L-cysteine S-palmitoylation. The record is from RefSeq and is a predicted model, not a curated record.
AUGGCUGCGUCUGUGAAUAGAUCCGAAAGUAAUCACAGAGAAAAAGUGCAGAAAGUAUUUAUACAACGGGAUUAUUCUGAAGGAACUAACGUUAAGUUUCAAACCAAAUUUCCCCCUGAACUGGAAGAUUUAAUAGAUAGACAUUUAUUUGAACAGACCAUCAAUACACUCAAUAGAAUAUACGCAGAAGCUGAGAAAACAAGCACCACAACAUUUUGCGAAGGUUGCCUUGCUUGCCUAACUUCAUACGUUAUUUAUUUGUGUAUGGAAACUCAUUAUCAAAAAUGUUUAAAAAGAAUAUCGGCUUACCUUGAAGAUCAAAAUGAAACUGUAUAUUUGCCUCGAGGUCUUCUCAUCACUGAUCCCAUAGAGAGAGGACUACGAGUUAUAGAGAUAGCUAUUUUUGUUGAUCCUUCUAAUCGAGCGUGA